GACAGAGAAACUUAGAUAAGAACUCUUGAAAACACAUACGAUCUAUUUCAGUUGACCAAUCUGAGCGUUGAACUAUCUGAGCUUAACUUAACUACUUGUGUUCAGUUAUCAUUGUUUCCAGCAGUGUUUCAUUGUUGUAGAAGGUGCUAUAAGACUGGAUACUAUAGGCCUACAUGCACAUUGCACAUGUAUAAUCAUAAUAUCUUUAUGAGGCUGAUUUUAUCGCACAGGUCUACGGUACAACAUCAGCAAUCUUUUCAAAAGUACGUAGGACUGGGGCUUCGAGAUUAUUACAGCGGAUUAUAAUGGAUGAUUUGAUUAUCGUUUACAUCCUCACAGCUUUCUGUACUUUGUUGGCUAUCGCCAGUGCUGUGCUGAUCUACCGGAAUGUGCAGUGGGAGAGGUCAGAGGUCAACAGACACAGGCUCAGGAAAGAAAAGAUGAGAUCAAAACCUCGCGCUGUUUUCACAAGUAGCCAACGUCCGAGACCUAAUCCCGUCCUCACUAUGCCUACGAAAUGUGCCUCAACCCAGACUGAUGACAUUGACCUCUGCCUCCCCGAGACACCGGACGUUGCCCAACAAGAAGUCUUUCUGCGGGAGCGGACGUCUCGGUAUGAUGACAAUUCUGACGUCACUACUGCAGCUGCUGUCACAGUGGACUCAGUGGGUGUGAUGGAUAGUAGUAGCUCGAAAGAAGAGGGUCUGUCAAGAAAGAAGCCUGAUUUUGAGGAAUACAGAACUCAGAAAAUGGGUCAUCCUGCUAGUCCGCUCAAACCGUUUCAUCCUCCAACUUCUGCUGCUCCCCCUCCUCCUCCUCCUCCUCUUCCUCCUCCUCCUCCCCCUCCUCCUCCUCCUCCUGUCUACAGUUUUCCGUCAGAGGACGUACAAGCUAUAACAGAAAAGUUAAACGACAGAACGAGGCUUUUUCCGAGAAAUGGCCUCCCAGAAGGACUGAAUUUUUAGACCUUUUCUUCUUUGUGAACACUGAGCCCCCCCC
This is a messenger RNA of Aplysia californica (California sea hare), 999 nucleotides long. Its product is annotated as protein enabled homolog. The record is from RefSeq and is a predicted model, not a curated record. The transcript has 3 exons. Bases 306 to 965 code for a protein of 219 amino acids. NCBI's taxonomy places the organism in Eukaryota, Metazoa, Mollusca, Gastropoda, Aplysiida, Aplysiidae.